CGUGAAAUCGAACAGCGGUGGUUACACAUGGUAAAUCGUCGAAUGCGGCAGGACUGCAUACUAUCAGACAAGAAGAAGUUCCAGAAGAAGGCAAUACAAACAACAAAUAAAAACCUAGUGUUAAUAACAUGGGCAGGCUCAAUAAUGAAUGAGCACCAGUUUCUGAAAGACUGGAUGGAAACUGUUGGGGUUUUAGUGAGUAUGAGGUAA
Guyanagaster necrorhizus is the source of this 210-nucleotide messenger RNA. RefSeq lists its product as uncharacterized. The transcript has 2 exons. The record is from RefSeq and is a predicted model, not a curated record. The annotation marks the transcript as partial. Lineage: Eukaryota; Fungi; Basidiomycota; Agaricomycetes; Agaricales; Physalacriaceae.